This is a messenger RNA of Mobula hypostoma (lesser devil ray), 13746 nucleotides long. RefSeq lists its product as uncharacterized. Bases 320 to 12991 code for a protein of 4223 amino acids. Gene Ontology annotation, cellular component: cytoplasm. NCBI's taxonomy places the organism in Eukaryota, Metazoa, Chordata, Chondrichthyes, Myliobatiformes, Myliobatidae. Gene Ontology annotation, biological process: cell population proliferation; cerebral cortex development; mitotic spindle organization. The record is from RefSeq and is a predicted model, not a curated record. The transcript has 39 exons.
CUGCAGGUCGCAGGUUUGGUAGAGCCAUGUUCUUCUAGACCAGUUCUACACUUGAUGAUUCGGGUGCACAGGUCAUUCAGGCUUUCCAGGGCACCUAUCCCACCUUGGCCACAACUGAAAGCUGCUCAGUCCAAGUACACUCCAGCACAAAAUCUCUGAAUUAUACCAGCCAUUGCCAGCAGCUGUCAAAGAUGUUUUGGUGAUUUUUGUCCAUGGAUCUCCCAGUAUUUUGGAUUUCCACCUCCUGGAUUCUCACCAAGUAGAAGUUCACUUUCUUCUCUCUGUCCUGUUUCCUCUCUGGCGUUGAAGUUGAGUCACAAUGGGAAAUGAAAGCAGCUCAAUGGGUGACCAGCCAAAGGCUGCUGAAGCAGAUGGAGUUACCUCUUCAUGUCCAAAUCAGGAACCUCCAGAGGCAAAUAAAAAGAAGAAAGUCCUUAUAGGUGGAUCGCGGUCCAGCAAAUAUGCUAAAAAUGAACAGAAUGUGAAUGAGGAGCAGACAGACGUGAGGAGGACAGGAGCUGCUGGUGGUCCGGCCAAUGUAAACAAGGCACGUCCUGCUCCAAACCGACCGGGAGACAAUAUUGCUGUGCUAGCUGCACAGAGUGCAAGCCUUGACAAUGAAAGCGUCCCAACACAUCUUCAGGUAAAGCAAGACGAGUCUAUUCAGGCUACAGCUGGAGCUGUUGUUCCUGGCCCCAGAUUAGGAGAGAGUGACGGCCAGUGUCCCGAAACUGAUGCUGAAAACAAUUUCAGUUCAACAUCUCAAGAAAUUCUAGUUGGACAAAGGAAUUCACCAUCACAAUGUGGAGAUAAAGCAAAUCUUCAGAUUACAACAGAUCUUAAGUCCCCUUUAUCAGCUGAAAGUGAAAAUAGCUUGUGGUCUUUACUGGAUGAUGCUGUUUUUGAAAAAGAUACGUUGAGAGUAAAUAAUAGGGUCAACGAGACUAAAACUGUUUGGACAACAGAUACAGCCCAAAGUCUGAACUCCAGUUCUUUAUCAGCAGAAGGAGAGACUGCAGCGAGUGUAGCUGAGGAUACAUUGUCAGAUCUGUUGCAUCAUGGUGAACAGCUGGACGAAGCAGACGAGCAAGGCUCAUAUCCUUCCCCACAGGGCAUAGCUGGGGGAGAUCAGUUACCUGCCCAAGAGACUCAGACUGGCCUGGUGUGGCCAGUCCCAGGAUGCAAAGGAUCCAAAGGAUCCAUCACAGAAGAAAAUCGUACAAAAAGCACAGAUGGCCACAGCAAUCUGUUAAUAAUGGAAACCCAAGACCCGACGUAUCUGACACCAGCGAGUUUAGAAAAACAUGCCGAGAAUGUAGCAAUUGCAGGUCACAGUGAUGUCAGUCACUCUCGAGGCAAAACUGGGAGUGUGCAGCUGACUGCCCCAGUGGUCACCGAGCUAAAGGAAACAUAUAUUCUGCCAGGGGUCAGCAACAGAGAAGGCGGCGGCUCUACAUCAGUCUCAAGAUACACAUUAAAUUCAUCAGACGGAGAGGCGUUGAACAGGACUGAGCUGAGUUUGUGUUGUGAAAUGGAACAACAUCAAACAUGUCAGGAUAAAGAAGACAACUGCAGUCUUUUGGACAACACCGGAGUUCCUACCAGCAUGGAAUUACUUUCCAUCAGCACAUCAGAUUUUGACCCUGCUAAGCUGAGCGUAAUACUGCUGCCAGUUAAUGGUGAACAGGAGAAAGCAGACUCGAAAGAGCAAGUAAAAAGCUUUACGGAAGGUGCCUUUGACUUUGCAAAUAGGAUGGAGAACACCGUGCUGCCCUCAGUCCAGCACAACCUCAAUAUUGAGAGAGCGAGUGAUGAGCUUGUGGCUCUCAGAUGCGACCAUGAACAAGAUCAGAAAUGCAAUCUGGAAUCAAAAACGGUUUCUCCUAAAGGAGAUUUGAACAGUCUUGAAAUGCAGGUGGAAAAUCAUGUGUUUCCAAUCAUCCAGCAAGACCUUGUAGCACUGGAAUCAACAGAGAAAGGUUCUGUUUCAAAUAGCAAAGAGCCGAUAUGUACCAGUGAUUCAAAAGGAAAUGUUUGUGAGGAUAUUCAGGAAACCAAAUCAUCCCUGAGUGUUCAGGUUACUCCUUCAGAGCAACCCCAAGAUAAACCAUUAGAUUUUUGCUGUGCUGACAUCCAGCAAGCACAAGGUAGUGAAAACCCCACAACGGCUCCUGAAGACAUUUUAUCCAGUGUGCAGGGUGACACGGAAGAGUAUUCUUUUCCAAAAACGAAUACUCUGGCACGUUGUCAGAACUCUGAGCUUGCUGAAGAGAAAGAGGCAUUGCAGGAUUUCCAGAACAGCCAGCCAGCCUGCGGAGCAGAAAAGCGAGAUGACAGGUCUGUAAAAAGUCUUGAAACUGGUCAGGAAGAUGAGCCGCUGUCAGUUAGCACCGGUCUGCCUCCAGGCUCUCAGGAUUCUGUUUUAAAUGAAGGGAAAAAAGGUACACUGAAUCCAAAGUUUUCCGUUGAAAAACAAGCAAACAUAAAUAAGACAAAGAGUGAAUUCUGCGAGGAGCUGUGUUUGCAGAAGGACCUGGACGUAGAAAACAAGACCCUCCCAACCAUUCUUCAGCUGACCCCAAGCUGCCAGACACCUGGCACAAUGGUUAUAAAUGAAAUGCUGGUUCUCAGCAUAGAGCAACAGCAGAUAGACAACAGUACACCAAAAGAGAACAUCUGCAAAGGGAACAUACAUGAGGAGCCACCACCUAAUUCAUGUGUUCCUGGUACAUUUACCGAGGAAGAAGCCUUCUCAGCUGCCACUGAUAAUCAGCAAGCGCCUGCCAGCAAAAGGUUAGAGGAGCAUUCUGAAGAACCCCAACGUAACUUGCAGACGAUGUUGGAAAGUUCCAACGUUCCAGAAAGCAAGGAUUUACUGCUCAGCCAUCAAGACUGUGAUUCAAUAGAGCCAACAGCAAGGAAACUAUUAGAUUUCAGUAAUUUCACAGAGCAAACAUCAGCUUGCUCUGCAGAAAUAGUCUGUCAAAAAGAUCGGAGCAACAUUCAGAUGAUAAAGAAUAUUAUAAUCCCAGCAGGCUUGCAGUUGCCAGCUGGCUUGGGUGUUCCUGGUACAGCUGAAGUGGAGGAGUCGUCAAAGGCUGACAGUAGUGAGCAGACAUGUAGCAAUGAAAGUCAAGGGAAAGAGGCUGAAAGAAGUGAAUGCAGCCCCUCAGCUACUAUGGAACAUACUUUGUUGUCAGAAAUGGGGCACUUACCACUUGCUUUUCAAAUUAUUGAUUCAGCAGACGCAAAAGGUGAACAGUGUUUAAGCCAUGGUAACUUGCUACAAGCAACACAGGCAGAAAUCAAAGCAAAGCCCGUCGGAGAAGAGCGCAGCUUUCAGACUGACGGGCAAGGUGUGAUUUUGGAAAGAGUGGAAUCAGUGCCAGCCUCUCGAGUGGCUGCUGGUGUGGGAGUGAAUGAGGUCUCACCGAAACUCAAUGGAGAGCCUCACGUCAGUGAGGAGUGGCAAAAGACUACUAAGGCGAAUGUGUCCGUGCUGUCAGCAAACACAGAUGGGGAACUGAACAGUCAGGAUGUUCCGAUUAAGAAAAAGUUAACAGAGACUUUUGCUCAUGAACAACAUUAUGUUUGUGAAAGUGAGUUCAAAGAAAGCAGUGAAAAGGAUUCAGACAAUCUUCAGAAACCCUUGGAAGAUGUUUUAAUUUCAGAAGCUACUGAAUUACCAAUUAAUCCCAAUGGAAUGGAACAGAAGGAAUUACUCAUACAAAAUGGUAACAAACAGUGGCAGCCACAAUGCGAGGUAACCGAAGAAAAAGGUUGUGAAGAAAAUUUUCAGAGUCUUCAGACUGAUACUGAAAAGGCUAUUACCAGAAGCAUGGAUCUGCCACCAUGCUUAGAGAAAACCAAUUCAAAUGAAUUUAGAGAAACAUUGUUUAGCCUCAUAGAACAGCAAAAGCAAAAGGACGAGUCAGAAGCCAGUAAUAACAGUGGCCCAGUUGAUUCACAACCCAAUGAGGAAUUAUCUACCACAACACAGAACUUUGGUUCAAUGGCUCCAGAAAAUGAAAAGUUGACUCUGAAUUAUUCUGACAAACAGGAAACCAUGCAAGGGAAAAUGGAAGCAAGUAUUUUCAAAGAGGAGGUACACAGCUUUCAGAUUGGUCAUGGUGAUGCCACGCCAGAAGGGAUGGAGCUGCGGACUGUCUCUGAUCAUCCUGUUGGCAAAGGACUGAGAGAAACUUUAGUGACAUUCACUGGUGAAAACCAGAAAUCCUGCAGUGAAACACAACAGCAGGUUGAUGAGGAACUCCAAGAAGGUCCUGAAGAUAUAAUACCAUCAAUAAGCAGAGGAUUAGCACCAAAUCUUGAGGAUGCCACAACAGAAACAGAGGUGUCAUUAGGCUCUUGCCAUUCUGCAGAGCAGCAACUAAUUUCUGACACUGAAUUCAAAAAUGGGCUUCCUGAACAGAACUUAGAGCAGUCCCAAACACCAGCAGAAAAUGAUAAUCCUCUGCAAACCAUGGAUUUAUCAAUUGACCCAGAGAAACCUGAUGUAGAGGAACAAAAUGUUCCAUUACCAUGGGUCAACAGACAACAGGCAGAAAGUGGGAUAGAAGAGGAAUUCUAUGAUGCCGAUAAAGUAAGUCUUUUCAGUGAUUCUGUAAACAUCUCAGCCCCAGAAGCCUGGAGCUCUCCAGCCAGCUAUCAGGAUGAUGGUAGGGCAAAUCUAGAAGAAACAAUAAUUGGAUCCAGCAAUGAAUAUCAGUGUAUGGAUGAGAAAAGAAAACAGGGAGUGGCAGGAGAUAACAUACCAUGCUUUCCGACUAUUGCAGAAAACAUGGAAAAUAGUUUGAACCUGAAUAUUGCAGCAUCAAUGAAAUCACUUCAGGAUUCCAGUACAAUUGAAAUGAAAGAGAAACUUUCGAGUUUUGAUGUUAAUGGAAAACGUCAAAUAUCCACAAGAGGAAUAGAGGAUGACUGCGGUGAAGAAAAUGUAGGCGGUUUUCAGAAAGAUGAAGAAAAUACUCCAGAAUUCACAAUGAUAGGAUUGAAAGAUCUUUAUCCUCACACUGAAUUAUUGAGGGAGAGCUCGAUUCAUUCUGAUUGUGACAUCGGGCAUCAGCAAACAGGUGGAAAUGCAACAAAUUGUUCUGCUGAAACUAUGAGUGGUGUUCCAGAGGAUAGGAAAACCUCUUCCCCCGAAUCCACCAGCAUGGUGCAGGAGCUUUCCAUUCCUCUGGAAACUGAGACAUCACUGGGAUUCAUUGAUGAACACAAUGGUCCAACAGAGGAACGAACCCCCGAAGAUGAAGUGUGCUGUGUUAUGAGUGUUAGUGAAAACGUAACCUCCCCACCAACCAUGGAAGUCCCAGCUAGCUCAGAGCAUUACCAUAAAAGGCAGACAAAGGAAGAGGUACCAGAGUUUAAAAAAUGCAGUGAUGAAAUGAAGGAAGAAGAUAUACAAGGCUUCCAAACGAUCGCAUUAGAUGCCCCCUUGGAGACCACAGAAUUAAUUCCCACUGUUGUGACUCAGGAGACAUCAGAAGAGAAAAAAAUAUUAUCUGACUUCAUUGACGAACAGCAGCAAUUUUGUAAUAGUGAGGCAAAAGGACAUGUCUAUGAGGAAAACUUUUGGAGGCAUCAGGCAGUUAAAGAAAAUAUUGUUCUUUCAAAAGUCCCUGAACAGUCUCCAGAAGAAAUUUUACUGCCAGUUUUUAGUGAAGAAUGGGAAAGUGCUGCUGAUGGAAUGAAAAACAAUGCUUCUGAAGGCAAUAUUUGGAGCUGUCAGAUACUUACUGAGGAUGUUGUACACACGGGAGCCCUGGAGUUGACAGACAAGCCUCGGAAUCUUGAAGGGAAAGAAAAAGAGACAUUAAAUUUUUGUGGAAAUCUAAAAGAGGAACCCGUAGUCAAAAACGAUUCAAAUGAAAAUAUUCAGGAGGAAAACAUGCACGUAUCAAAAAUAAGUAUAAAAGACACUGAAGACUUGGUCAAUAAGCAAUUGGCACCUUGUGCACAGGAACUUAAAUCAGCUGUUUUGCCAGAGACUGUAAAAGGAUUAAUUAAUGAAUAUCAACCUGAAAACUUGGACAACAUCAAUGUUGAGCAUGCAAAUAAUUUCUUUUCAGAAACUAUUAAUUCAAUGUCUCAUACUCAGACCCCUGAUGUAAAAGACAUGAAGGAGGUAUCAGCUUUAAGUAGCCAGCUGCAGAUGGUAUGCAGCUGUGCAAGUGAAGAGGAAAGAGUUUAUGGAAAAUCUGUGCAAAGCUCACAGAAUGCUCUGGAAAAUAUUAUAAUCCCUGAAAGUAUGAAGUUGGCAACAGCAUUUCAGGACUCUGACAUCUCUGAACCAAUAGUUUCCACUUGUGAUCAAGGUAGCAGCAGAAUGCAUACAGAAGCCAGCAAGGGUGAGGAUUGUACGGAAGAUAAUUCACAUCCAGACAACACCACAAUGAUACAACUCAGCCCUACCAAAAAGGACAAAAUUGACUGUAUGGAGAAGUUAUCAGAUGUCAACUGCAUUUCUGAACAGCAGAAGUGGAACAUGUCAGAAAUUAAUGCAUUGGACACCAAAGCAGAGAUUGCUACAACCUCAGAAACUAUAAAAUUGCCACCCAGCCUGCAGAUUCACAAGCUGGAUACUGAGAAUGAUCAUUUAUUGGCCUCCACUCCAGAAGGUGAUAAGAAUGAAAUCAACUUUAGAGACCUAAAAGAAAAGAUAUUUGAAGAAAAUGCAAGCAAACUUAAAAUGGAUGGUGAGAGAAAAUCCUCAGAAACCUCUAAACUGACCCUGAUGCCUCAGAACUCUGAAGAAGUGAAAGUCGAGGAAACAUCAGUGGAUUUUAAAAAUGAGAAACAGGAAGCCUGUAAUACUGAGAUUAAAGAAGCAACUGAUCGACUGAUUCUCACAGAGAGUGUAUCAGCCCAAGAAACUGUAGAACUGAUAUCAAAUGCUCAGGAAUUUGGCAUAGAGGAUGACAAAAAUAAGUUAUUGGAUUUCAGCCUUGGCACUGAACAAAUAAUGUGUAAAGAUGAAACAAAAAUAAGCAGAGAAAAUGCAUUCAUUGUUAAUACAGUUGACCCAGGAAGUGUAACAUUGUUAUCUAGUGUUGAUACUGGGAAUGAAAUUCAAGAGACUGAAAACAGUUGCCUUAGUGAAUCUCACCAAUUAUCUGUUACUGAAACAAAAGCAAACCUAAACCCUGAAAAUGUACAUUGCCCUGAAGCCAUAAUUCCUGAAAUCAAUAAAUAUGCCUCGAGUUCCUUGCAUUCUGGAGAAAUAAUUAAAGAGGAUAAUUUAAGCCAAAGAUAUGACAGUGAGAGACACGAGUCCCUGGCCACAAGUGGAAAAGAAAGUGUUUACACAAAUAGUAUGGGAGGUAUGGGACAAGACGUGACCUUUGGAAAAGAUUCCAAGAUGUUUCCUCUUUGCCAUAUGACCUCUUCCGAAGCUGUGGAAAUGAACAAUUUAUUGACAACAUCUACAGACAAUGAGCAACUACAGGCAUAUGAUAGUCAAAUUUCCCAAAGCAUUUGUGAAGAGAAGAUAAGUUUGAAGGUGGAUUUUGAUCAAGGAAAUCAUGAAGUCCCAGUAGCAGAGGAGAAAGAGAUGGUCCCAGCUGAAUGCACAGGUUAUAAAAGACAUGCUGCGUCUCAGGAAACACGACCUACAGACUCCAUGGUUAUUGAAAGCAAAGAAGCUAGCAGCAUAGCUGAACACCUGCUCCUGUUGCACACCAGAAAAUCACCAGAAAGCAGCCUGCAAAAUAAUGCUGAUGAACAGGAAUAUAUGAUGAAUAUUUUCCCAACAGAGUGUUUGACUGGAGUCGAUCAAAUGCCCACAAAACAAAAGCCUUUGUCAAACUCUGAAUUAGAAAAUGAUUUUCUCUUUGAAGUUGAACAAACAGCUGGAGAAGGUAGGUCCCUCAAAGCAUUAACAGAUGUGAAAGAAGAUGGGUUUCUGCUGACUCCAUGUGCAAACACUGAAGUCAGAAUAUCUGAGGAAGGACAUAACGAAAGAUUAAAGUCUGAAAGUUCUUCCACAUCCAUCUCUUCUUCACCUUCUGGCCUUGGAAAGGAUGGCGCGAGUAUAACUUGCACAGUCGCAGCAGAUGCUCUGGAUAAAGGCAUCAUGUCCACAAGCCAAUCCUUGACUUCUGAAGAGGACAAGUCAGUUUCAGCUCCGCUGGUCAGACCAGUUGCUCCCUGUCCUCUGCAGCAUCCUGAGUACACCAAACCACUGGAUGAUGCUAAAGUUUUUCAGGAGCACCCUGAGGAAAUUGCACUGAGUGCAUCCUUGGUUCCUGAAAAAUCGGAGUCACUUCCAGCUCCAGUGCCGCCUUCUCCUUCUCCACUGCACACAGAACCCCUGAGAGAUGCUGAAGCUCUCCCAAAACUCCUUGAACAGACAUUAAGUACUUCUGAAAAAGAAGAGUCGGUUUCCAAUCUUAUUCCUGUUGUUCCUCAUUCUCCACAACAACCUGAGUACUCCAAGCCGUUGGAUGAUGCAGGCAUUCUGCAGAAGUCCUUUGACCAGGCUCCACUAAGCAGUGCUCCCUUGGCUUCUGAAGAGGAGGAAUCACUUCCAGCAUUUUUACUUGCUCCUGAUACUCCUCACCCUCCUCAGGACUUGGAGUGCACCACUUCCUUGAUACUUCCAGAUCACCUUGAGCAGACUCAAAUAAGUGUUUCCCUGACACCUGAAAAAGAAGAGUCGAUUCCAGCUUUUCAUCUUGCACCUGUUGCCCCUGAACUUCCACAACUUGUUGAGUACACUGAGGCUUUGCACGAAGCUGAAGUUCUCCAGAAUCACCUUGAACAGCCACCAUUAAGCCUGCCCUUGGAUUCCGAAGAGGAAGAGCCAUUUCCAGCUUUUCUCCUUGCACCUGUAGAUCCCGAUCCACCCCAGGACUCUGAGUGUUCCAAGCCUUUGGAUGAUGCUAAAAUUCUCCUGAAUGAACAGGUUUCAUUAAGUGUACCUCUGACGUCUGAAAAAGGAGAGCCAAUUUCAGUUCUUCUGCCUGUUGAAGCUCCCUCUCCACAGAAACCCGAGCAAACUAAGCCACUGGAUGAUGCUGAGGUUCUCCAGCCCCAACGUGAAGAGUUUCCAUUAAGUGUUUCCUUGGCUUCUGAAAAAGGAGAGCUGCUUCAGGCUUUUCUUCUCCCAGCUACUGCUCCUGAUCCUGCACAAGGUUCUGAGUGCACCAAGCCUUUGGAUGUUGUUGACUUUCCCCAGAAUGACCUUGAGCAGCUUCCAAUAAGUGUAUUUUCAUCUGGUGAAGAACAAGGUUCCCUACAUCCUCUGUUUGCAGUUCCUGUUGAAACUAAUGCUGAAGCUGUACAAGAGUCCCAAGAGCAUUUUAUUGACAGCUCCUCUGUGCCUAGUGACAUCAAAGACACAGACUGUACCUCUGAACUACCAAUUCCUGCUGUUAACUCCUCUGUACAGGACAACAAUAUUUUACUCCAGGAUGACACUGAGCAGUCUGCAUUAAGUCCUUCUGUGCAAAUCGAUCGUCUUAUCCCAUCUACGAUUCCUUUUCCACCUCCGCAAUCUGAUGGUGUUGACGAGCCACACACGAAUACUACAAACCUCCAAAAGGAACCAAAAAAUACUUCCAGCAGUGAAAUUGCAGAGUCGAUUUUAGCUCCUUCUCUACUUACCAGUAAUGCAGAUGCUCUCGGGGUUGAAGACACUUUGAAAAGCGUUGCUGUGCCUUCUGAUGGUGAAGACAUUGUAGGAGCUCUUCCUGCUCCAGCACCUCUGCCUCUUGCGGUUCUACAAUCCGAUGAGAAGGUCGAGGCAUCCAUUGAGACAAGUCUGCAAAAUCAGUACGCGAGUGUGUCUGCGUCCUGUGAUUCAGAAACACCAAUAGAUGCUUGUUUCCCAUCUGAAUCACCUUCUCUUUCACCUGAAGGCAUUACCAAGCCUCAGCCUGAUGCAACAGAUCUUCAAGAACUUGUGAGGAGCUCAGACUCGGAGGGAGCCUUCGAGACACCGGAAGAGACAACACCUGUCAAAGUCCCUCCCCAGCUCACUCCUACUGCUGCUGAGAAGGAAAGCCAAGAGCAGCUCCCCUCAGAAGAUUCAGUCGUUUUUCCUGACAAUCAGAGUGUUGCUGCCCCUGAGAACUCGCCACAGCAAACUGAUUCCUUCAGACCACUCUCUGAGUCAGCUUCCAUUGUAUUUGAUGAAGAUAAACCAAUAGCCAGCAGUGGAGCCUAUAAAAUUGACUUUGAUAGUCUUGACGUCUUGGACUCUUUAACUCCAAGCUCACCUGGAAAGCUCGAAGGUCCUGAACCUGGGAGGCAAGCCAAUGAGAAGUCCCUGCACACACUGACCACCUCCAGCCCACCAACCCCACAGUCUCCGCCAUUCUCACGAAAACCAGCUGGAACUACAGAUGCUGGUAGCACGGAGGAUGUGGCAAAAACUCUGCAGGCAGAGGCUUUUAGCAUAGCCUCAGAUAGUGCUCCCAGUGUUAAGAAAAAGAAACCACGGCCAUUAUCUAUAAAAAAGAAGACCAAAUCAGAGAAGCCAGCAGAGAAACCAGCGGAAACACCAGCGGAAAAGCCAACAGAAACUCCAACUACAACAGAAGCCCAAACAAGGUCGACUGUCCCCAAGACAAAUAAAGAACUGAAUACAGCUGAAUCCCCCGGCACCAGCUUGCAAAGUUCUACAGAUCUGCAGGAGUCUCCUAUUCCUCAUCUGGCCAUUGGUUCUGAUCAAGCCAAUAUUUCUGAGCUCAAUCCAUUUGCCAGUGGAGAUAAACUACAAACCUCACCAAAAGCACAAAGUGAAUGUGAGAACUUUCCUGUUGCAUUAAAAGAAUUGGACAAAAUAACAACUGAGGCUGGCACAGCGUCUGAUUCUCCAGCUGUGGGUCAUGCAGUGAGGCUGGAAUUUGAUUAUUCUGAGGACAAAGACAACUUUGAAACUGAUCCAGAAAAAAAACCUGUUCCUAAGAAAUUUGGCAAAAAGACUGGUGGGAAGAUGCCACUAAGAAAGCCAAAGCUAGGAACAAAAAAGGCUCCACCAGCUGAAAAGGUAGACAGUGUCCCAUCAUCUUACUCAUCUGCUGAUCCUGAUGAUAUCCCAAUUCCAAAGAGUACAUAUUCAUUCGACCCUUCAAAAUGGGAUGAUCCUAAUUUCAACCCCUUUAGUACCAAUGUACAGGUGCCAAAUUCUCCCAAGUUGCCUCGUGCUUCAUCUAGUAUUGAUGUGGACAACUGUGAAAGCUCAGCAGAUCCAUUUAAAUCUUCCACAAAUAUCUCAGGAUCUCCUUCACAUUCCCCCGCUUCAUUUGAGGUGAAUGAUGACACUGGUGCAAGUGAGGGGGACAGUAACAAUAAGUCAUCAAAGAAGAAGAGGCUACCUUUAAAAACAAAUACUUUUAGGGUGAAGAGAUCUCCAAAGCGAACCCCGCUCUCAGAAACAUCUUCACAGGACUCAACUCCACUUACCACUCCUGAAACACCACCAGUAAUCGGCACAGUGGAACAUGCCACUGAUGAAGAGAAACUAGCCUCCUCAGUAACAAACCAGAAGUGGUCCUAUUCUGGAAUACAGUCCGAAUUAGAAGAAGAUAAACCCGAUUAUCCUCAGCCCUCUGAUCUUUCUGCAUUUGUGAAUGAGAAUUCUGAGUUUGCAAAUGAGAACUUUUCUUCAGCAGUGUUGGGAUAUGAGCAAUCAUUAGAAAUAGAGUACAUGGAGAAACUUGGUUCAUCAUCACCUCAUCAUGACACAAAUGCAAAAAAACAGUCCAUGUAUUUAAAGAUCGAUUCUCUGAAAGAAAGUCCAAUAAAUUGUCCUCCAGUCAGAUUAUCUGUUUCAGCCACCUCUUGUUCAGGAUCAAGUUUAGAUGAUGUAGAAGAUGGUGUGCUAUCUUCUGCUGCAAAUAAGCUUUCAGGUACACGACCCUUGGCUCCCAGCCAGGAAGCACAUUUACAUUCACCAGAUAAACCAAAAGAUGGGGAUUCCUUGAGCUCAUCUUCUGCAAAGUCCGAUCUGUCAACUCCUGAGGAGCCAGUUGCCUCUGCAGAUGCCUUGUUAAGUAGGAUUGUAGGACACACAGAAGUAGAUGAGCUUGACUAUCUGCAACCUGACACCGCUGAAAAAAACCCUUCAGUGUUUGCGAGCAAGUUACAGGAAGAGCUAGUGUAUGCAGCCAUGAGGAUAGAAGCACUGAAGCUAGCCAAACAGAUAUCCAACUCUCCCAGCAGCUCCUUAGAUUAUGAGAUCAGAGGGAGGAGUGCAGCCCGAAGACAAAGGGCCAUUUCUGGUUCACAUUCACAACAAAGAGACAGUACACCAUUAAUGGACACUCCCAUCACAAAAAGUGCACUCUACUCCAGAACUGGUGACAGUGAAGUGGAGGAUUCUCUAGCAGAUGGACAUCACUACAACCAAAGAGAUUUGGAUUCUGCUCUGAGAGCAGCUAGGGAGGAGAUUGUUGAAAAAGAAAGGGAAGCAGCAGAAUGGAAAAGGAAAUAUGACGAAAGUAAGCAAGAAGUUGUUGAGAUGAGGCGGAUUGUUGCAGAAUAUGAGAAGACAAUUGCUCAAAUGAUAGAUGACGAUCACAGAGAAAAAUCUAUCUCCCAUCACACUGUACAGCAGUUAAUCUUGGAAAAGGACCAGGCCUUGUCUGACCUGAACUCUGUGGAGAAAUCUCUGGCGGACCUCUUCAGGCGAUACGAGAAAAUGAAGGAGGUGUUAGAGGGGUUCCGAAAGAAUGAGGAAGUAUUGAAGAAAUGUGCCCAAGAGUACCUUGCCCGUGUGAAGAAAGAAGAACAGCGGUACCAUGCUCUCAAGAUCCAUGCAGAAGAGAAGCUUGACAAAGCAAAUGCUGAGAUCGCUCAAGUACGUGCCAAGUCCAAAUCGGAGCAGACAGCUUUUCAAGCCAGCUUACGGAAGGAACAGAUGAAAGUGGAGUCAUUGGAGAGAACUUUAGAACAGAAGAAUAAGGAAGUAGAAGAACUGACAAAAAUCUGUGAUGAACUGAUUGCCAAAAUGGGGAAGAGUUAAUGUUGCCUAUAUUUUUUGUCGAUAGUGGGGAAAUACUGAGUGCAAUAAAGCCAGUGGUACAGUAAUAUUGACUGACCUAUGUGGAUAUUGUGGUUUUCACCACAUUUUAGUGCACUACUUCUCUUUCCAGUGAGGACUGUUUAACGUAUGUAGCAAUCAAAUGGCCCUUGCAAGUUUUCCUUUUACUAUCUGCUGUAUUGUAGUCUGGCACAUGGCAAGUUCCUGUAUCAGGGAGAUUGGUCGUUUGAUGGCUAGGUGAGACGUGUUUGAUAUUGAGAUUAAUUUCUUUAUGGUUCUUUUUAUGGGUUCCCUUGUAAUGUGUUUUAAAGUUUCAAUAUACUGUACAUUAAAUUACUGCAAGAGAAAUCUUGCCAAUUUUCAGUGAAGCCUUAAGAAUCUAGACUUGAUCUGCAUUCUGAAUUUGUAAAAAUGCAUGUGUCAAUGAAGUUCUCUAUUGUAAAUAAAAUUUAGUUUAAAAUCACAAUUGCUGUUUUCUUCAAAGUGAUUGCUUUUAGUUUUAUCUCAGCAGUCUAUGCAAAAUUAACUCUUCAGAGGAAACCUACUUACAAUGUUUGAGGUGGCUACAAUUUGUCGGACUCUUUGAAGUUUGUUUCUUUUUAAAUGUUGGACAUAAGGAAGAAAAGAGAUGUAUAUUUAUUCUGACAUUGCAUUUUGUUCUCUUUAUGGCUCACACACAUCUCAGUUUGCUGUACAUCUCUUGCCAGUGGCCAGUUUCUAAAGCAAUAAAGAUGUUA